Molecule: messenger RNA, 1893 nt
Organism: Corapipo altera (White-ruffed manakin)
Lineage: Eukaryota; Metazoa; Chordata; Aves; Passeriformes; Pipridae
Gene: LMX1B
Product: LIM homeobox transcription factor 1 beta
Exons: 8
Coding region: 210-1412 (400 amino acids)
Biological process (GO): regulation of transcription by RNA polymerase II; neuron differentiation
Cellular component (GO): nucleus
Molecular function (GO): RNA polymerase II transcription regulatory region sequence-specific DNA binding; DNA-binding transcription factor activity, RNA polymerase II-specific
Source: RefSeq, a predicted model, not a curated record
GGGCGGCGGCGCCGGCUCCUGCCUCUGCCCCCCGUCUCUGGAAGCCUGGGCAGCAAACGCUCCUCAUGUCUCCCAGAUAAAAAUAAAAGCGACUCCCUCCUCCCGGCCGCAGAGUGUCCCCGCGCCCGGCCCGACGCGGGGCUGAGCCGGCCCCGCCGCCCGGCAGCGCCUCGCCCCGCCGCCCAGAGCGCCGGGCCGCGCCGCCGCCCAUGGACAUCGCGACGGGUCCCGAGUCCUUGGAGAGGUGUUUCCCGCGGGGCCCGCCGGACUGCGCCAAGAUGCUGGACGGUAUUAAAAUGGAAGACCACCCCCUGCGUUCGGGGCCGGCCACGCUGGGAGUGCUGCUGGGGUCGGAGUGCCAGCACCAGGCCGUCUGCGAGGGCUGCCAGCGGCCCAUCUCGGACCGGUUCCUGAUGCGGGUGAACGAGUCCUCCUGGCACGAGGAGUGCCUACAGUGCGCCGCUUGCCAGCAGGCGCUCACCACCAGCUGCUACUUCCGGGACCGCAAGCUCUACUGCAAGCAGGACUACCAACAGCUGUUUGCUGCCAAGUGCAGCGGCUGCAUGGAGAAGAUCGCCCCGACAGAGUUCGUGAUGCGAGCCCUGGAGUGUGUGUAUCACCUGAGCUGCUUCUGCUGCUGUGUGUGCGAGCGCCAGCUGAGGAAAGGGGAUGAGUUUGUCCUCAAGGAAGGGCAGCUGCUCUGCAAAAGUGACUAUGAGAAAGAGAAGGACUUGUUGAGCUCGGUCAGCCCAGACGACUCAGACUCAGUUAAAAGUGAUGAUGAAGAUGGAGAUGUUAAGCCCACUAAAGGCCAAGUAACCCAAGGAAAAGGAAGCGAUGAUGGGAAGGACCCAAGAAGACCUAAGCGACCAAGGACAAUACUUACUACACAGCAGAGAAGAGCAUUCAAAGCAUCCUUUGAAGUGUCUUCCAAGCCCUGUAGAAAGGUCAGAGAAACACUAGCAGCUGAAACAGGGCUCAGCGUGCGAGUCGUCCAGGUCUGGUUUCAAAACCAAAGAGCAAAGAUGAAAAAGCUGGCGCGAAGGCAUCAGCAGCAGCAGGAGCAACAGAACUCACAGCGACUAGGACAAGAAGUAAUGUCCAACCGAAUGGAAGGGAUGAUGACAUCUUACACACCACUUGCACCACCACAGCAGCAGAUUGUAGCAAUGGAGCAAAGCAGUUAUGGCACAGACCCGUUUCAGCAGGGUCUUACCCCUCCACAAAUGCCAGGCGACCACAUGAACCCCUAUGGAAAUGACUCCAUUUUUCAUGAUAUCGACAGUGAUACCUCUUUAACUAGCUUGAGCGACUGUUUUCUUGCCUCUUCUGAAGUUAACUCCAUGCAGGCUAGAGUAGGAAACCCCAUUGACAGGCUGUACUCUAUGCAGAGCUCCUAUUUCGCCUCAUGAAAAUAAGAAAACAAACAGCCGGCGUGUGUUUAGCCAGUGACUUUUCCAGUGCAGACUCUACAGCCAUAUGUUGCCCAGCUCUUCCUUCACAGUGACUCUGCUGCCUCUGGACUGCAAAGAGCAUUUUUUUAGGAAGACUGUCUCUGUUUGCAUAUAUGUGUAUGUAUGUAUAUAUACUUUAAUACCUACCUACCUACAUACAUAUAUAGAGAAACAAAACACAUCCACCCAUACCCUUGAUUCCCAGCCUGCACCAGACCACGAGACAAGCACGGAAGGAACAGAAGAACCUGCUCGUCCUCAGCCUUUGAUUUGGUUUGGUUUGAGCUCGUCAUCUUAAAGGAAAUGGAUUUUGUGGAAAGCUAGACCUUUUCCUCCUUUCUCUCUUCCUUUCUUUUGGAUGUUUAAACUUUUUUUUUUUUUUAAAGCCGCUGAUACUGACAUCAGUUGACCAUAUGACAAAUAAAUCAAAGAAACUGGA